Choloepus didactylus (southern two-toed sloth) is the source of this 4618-nucleotide messenger RNA. It is a transcript of the gene MFSD6, whose product is annotated as major facilitator superfamily domain containing 6. Gene Ontology annotation, cellular component: plasma membrane. The transcript has 7 exons. The record is from RefSeq and is a predicted model, not a curated record. Gene Ontology annotation, biological process: antigen processing and presentation of exogenous peptide antigen via MHC class I. The coding region runs from base 118 to 2532 and encodes 804 amino acids. Lineage: Eukaryota; Metazoa; Chordata; Mammalia; Pilosa; Megalonychidae.
CCCGCGCCCCGGGAAGGGGGCUCCCCGCGCCCAGCACAGCUGAGCGCCGCCGCCGCCCGCAGCAGAUCACAAUCAAAAUUCUGAAGGUCAUAAGCUUGCUAAUGGUGGUGGUGAGCCAUGGCGACAGAUGAUAAAGUUGCCAUCUUAACUGACGAUGAAGAAGAGCAGAAGAGAAAAUACGUGCUUGCUGAUCCCUUUAACGGUAUUUCCAGGGAACCAGAACCACCUUCAAAUGAAACACCCUCCUCCUCAGAAACACCUGCUAUCCCUGAGGAGGAACUAGAUUGGAUAGAGAAACACUGUGUUAAAAUAAACAACGAUCUUCUAAUUUCCAAGGUCUUUUAUUUUUUCUUUUACUCUGCAUAUGGCUCUCUUUACCCACUUUUGCCUGUGUAUUAUAAACAGCUGGGAAUGUCGCCCAGCCAGAGCGGCCUGCUGGUAGGCAUUAGAUACUUCAUAGAGUUCUGCAGCGCUCCCUUUUGGGGUGUAGUUGCAGAUCGCUUUAAAAAAGGCAAAAUUGUCCUCCUCUUUUCUCUUUUGUGUUGGGUUUUAUUCAACUUGGGCAUCGGAUUUGUCAAACCUGCUACCUUGAGAUGUGUACCAAAGAUUCCCCCAACAGCUCACCCCACUAAUUCAAGUCACCUGCUAACCACCCUGCCAACCAAUUCUUCUGUUAUAUCUUCUCUUACCACACUUGGCUCCACAUCACCAAAAAUGCGUGAGAAAAGGAGCCUGCUUCCUUCCUCUAGCCCAGUGAUGUUGGAAACAGGGCCCAAUGUCUCAGAAACUGUUCUCUUAUCAACAGCUCCAAACAAGAUCAUCGCACCCACUCUGCAGCCUCACACAGAUGAAAUUACUGACCAUAUUAUGGACUUGACCUUGAUUCCAAGCACAGCAACCCCCACCCCACCAGGAAAUGUAAUCAGGGAGACAACCACCUCUACUGUCACUACCCCCAAAUCUUUACCUUCUGACCAGGUCAUUCUUGUUUAUGAUCAACAAGAAGUUGAAGCUAUAUUCUUGGUAAUCUUGGUAGUUGUCAUAAUAGGGGAAUUUUUCAGUGCCUCUUCUGUCACUAUUGUGGAUACAGUAACACUUCAGUAUCUGGGAAAGCACAGAGACCGCUACGGAUUGCAGCGCAUGUGGGGCUCCCUGGGCUGGGGCCUGGCCAUGCUGUCUGUCGGCAUCGGGAUCGACUACACCCACAUGGAGGUGCUCAUCGAUGGAAAGGGGUGUAAGCCCCCCGAGUACCGGAACUACCAGAUCGUCUUCAUCGUCUUCGGAGUUCUCAUGACCAUGGCUUUGAUCGUCGCUACUCAGUUCCGGUUCCGCUACAACCACUUCAAAAACAAUGAUAACAAAGGGAAGGAGGUGGAGAUCCCUCAGGUGGAGAGAAACAACUCCACAGAGUCCUCUGAGGAGACACCAACCACCACAAACUACUCACAAGCCUUCAACUUUUGGGACUUAAUCAAACUGCUCUGCAGCGUGCAGUAUGGUUCCGUGUUGUUCGUGGCUUGGUUUAUGGGUUUUGGAUAUGGUUUCGUGUUCACCUUUCUCUACUGGCAUUUGGAAGACCUGAAUGGGACCACAACCCUCUUUGGGGUCUGUUCGGUCCUGAGUCAUGUGUCUGAGCUGACAGCUUAUUUUUUCAGUCACAAGCUUAUUGAACUGAUCGGCCACAUCAGGGUGCUGUACAUUGGCCUGGCUUGCAACACUGCUCGCUAUAUUUAUAUUUCCUACUUGGAAAAUGCCUGGACUGUUCUCCCCAUGGAAGUUCUUCAAGGAGUGACUCACGCGGCCAUCUGGGCGGCAUGCAUUUCUUACCUCAGUGCAGCGGUCCCCCCUGAGCUGAGGACAUCUGCUCAGGGCAUCCUGCAGGGCCUUCACCUGGGUUUGGGGCGAGGCUGUGGUGCCAUGAUCGGAGGCGUGUUAGUCAAUUAUUUUGGGGCUGCUGCAACCUUCCGAGGAAUCGGCAUGGCCUGCCUGGUGAUCCUCCUGCUCUUUGCCCUGAUCCAGUGGCUGGCAGUGCCACAUGAGGAAGAAGACAAGACAAUGUUGGCAGAAAGGAUUCCUGUGCCCUCAAGCCCUGUUCCCAUUGCAACCAUCGACUUGGUACAGCAGCAGACAGAAGAUGUCAUGCCACGCAUUGAGCCCCGACUUCCGCCCAAGAAAACCAAGCACCAGGAAGAACAGGAAGAUGUGAACAAACCAGCCUGGGGAGUCAGCUCUUCUCCCUGGGUGACCUUUGUCUAUGCGCUGUACCAGAUUAAAGAGAUGAUGCAACUAACGAGAGAAAACCGUGCUUCAGAGAUUCAGCCUUUACAGGGGGCCAGUGAGAAUCGAGAAAAUCCUCCAGUUGGUGGAGCCCAGCCUGUCCCACCUGAGACUCACUCGGACUCACCUAAAGGUCGGCCAGCCCCUAAAGCAGCAGCAUCCCACAACCAGGCCAGCCCCGCUCACCCUCAUGUGCAUCAGCGCAUGGAGGAGAGCCAGGCCCAGCAGGCCUUGCCUGACCCCGGAGGACACUGAGGGAUCCUGCUUGUCAAACUCCCUGCAUGGAAUUGGGCUCCUCCGCCAGGACACAGGGGGUGAGGCACCCCAAAGCCAGGACACACCUCACCUCGAGGAUCACAGCACCGCAUAAGCUUCUAAAUAUCUAAACUCAUUAACAUAGAACACACACACACGCAGGAGCUACAGUACAUAUUGGCAGGAAUAGGUAAACUUUCCUAAUCCCACUGGAGUUUCAGAAGGGAAAUGGGGUUCAACGAGGACUUUCAGUUUUUGUUGGUUAGGUUAAAGUGCUACAAGAUUUCUCUGCCAGUGCAGUUAAGAGUUGGAACCAGCAGUUACACUGAGUGGAGGGAAACUGUUCCAAAGUGAAUGUUGAUACAAUUUCCCUUUUCUGAUUACUUACUUGAAUUACUUGAUUCUUAAAUCAAACUGGGAAGAAACAGAAUGCAUCUAUAAUUUUGUUUCUCUUGAGAAUCAUUUAAAAAAUUAUAAAACAUUUAAAAAGUAACCAGAUAAAAAUUAGUAGCAUAUAUGCUUUUGUUUAAAAAAAAGAGAAAGUUUCAUGAGGAACUUUGCGUAUCGCUAGCAAGUAUAUUUUUGUAUGUCUAUGGUGUAUAAGGAAAAUAGUUGAUUCUUUGAGCAGCAUAGCUGUUAUUGACUACUGCAAGCUAAGCUGAAUUCUAAAAAAAAGAAAAAAGAAAAAGGGCUUUAAGAAGGACCAGAAAUUAGGGAGUAUUUCAAAUUAACCAACUCAGUAUAUCUUGUGGCUUGUUAGACAAGAGUUUACUAAAUAUACUGAUACUGUAAAGAGCCUCUGUCACUAUUUACACCAUUUUAUAUAGUGAUUUGGGCUCUGUUUAGCUGGUGGAAUAAAACAACAACAAAAAUCACUGUAUUCCUAAGGGUGUCUUUAAUUAAGCAGCACUAUUUACAAAUAACAGUAUAAGAUUUAAGUGCCUGGGGAAGAGAUACAAUUUUUAAAAAAUUACACACUGGAUCACUUUUUGUUUUGUUUUUGAUGAGGGGAAAGGGCGGUGAAUGGGAUAUCAGGAAUUGGAAGGAAGAACAUAAGAACUAUUAUUUCUAACUACUAAAGAAACAAAUCUCAGUGCAUUCUUUCCCACAAAGGUGUAGUCAGACACUGGACAGUUCAGAUAUGGGUAUGCAAAUGUAAAUAUUACAGCUACAGUCAGAACAAUGGCUGGGUGAAUCACGCAUAAAGCUUGCUGCUAAAAAUGAAAGCUGAGGUUAAUAGGAAGCCUUGGUGGGGGGGGGGGAGCUGUGGAAAAGGGAACAGUACUCUAGCUGAAGGUCAAUUAUGGUGCAUAUCAGAGCUGUGGAUAGGCACAGGUGAGAGUAAAGAAAAGAACAGCAUUGAAAAUGAGCCACUCAUCUUACUCUCUGACCCUGAUUAGUUAGGAUCAGUUGUAAAGUGAGGGCCCCUCCAUGACACCAUAGUUCUGCCCAGUACUGCAUCUGGGAGAAGGAAGUUCUAUAUUUGGAUGUCCAGCUUCACAAAACACAGCUUAAAAAUAAAAUAGCUGAAAGAAAUAGAAUUAAGCAAAUAGUUAUUUUUGCACUUGAACUGAAACGUACUGUACUGUAUAUUAUCAUGACUCAUUUUAAGUGACCUUUAAAAUCAGAUGUAUUUAUUAUGCUUAUGUAAUUUCAGAAAUAAAGAAAUGGGUGACAAGCUGAACCUCACUAUGAAUGUAUAGUAGUGGAUUUGUGAAACCGAUUGUAGGAAGUCAAAAACUUAUACUGUAUCUUGUGUUUACAGUUCUGAUUUAUUCUUUUGAAAAGCCUGCUGUUUUGGAAAUGUACUGUUGAUAUGCUGAAAUAAAUAUAAAUACCAUUUUUAAAUAUUUCUUAAUGAUAAAAGAUGUGACCAAACAAAAAGUUCUUUCCUCUAUAAUGAAUGAGACCAAAUUCAACAGGCCUUUGUAAUGAAAUGUUUACUGUGAGAGCUUAAUACUGCAGUAAUCUCCAGUCUUUUUGGAGCUGACGUGCUCCUAGGUUUGUGGACUUUGUGACAUUUUCUUCCUGUUCUCAAAAUGCCAUAUGUCAUUCUAAAAAAAAAUUAAAGUGAAUUCAAAUUAAA